GUUUGCAAUCAAAACUGCAGGCAUGGUGUUCCCUAAUACAAGGCGCUGCUGUCGCAUUGAAUCCACUUGGAUUCAAGCGCCCGAUGUUCGAUAUUGUGUUCCUCCACAUUGUAGAAGAACCGCGAAGUAGAGCUACACGUCGCGUAAAUAAUCGGUCCUGAUCAUGAUGCAACAAGAAGCUGCGACACAGGAAAACAAAACCAGCUGAAUCGGUCUGUCUCUGACUUUGCUUGGUCAGCAAAAAUUGAAACUCGGGCAGCCUGUCAUGCUGGUACAAAGACGAAAAAAACUGGAACUGUAUCGGUAACUUGCUCACAAAUCACCGUGGAAGUAUUCGUCCUAACAGCGGUAUGAAGUGAUUAAUCGGUCCUCGUUCUACUUGUGCUUUGUAAAUGCUGCCUGACCACUAGUACAUCGUGCACUCAAAGCAUCGUCCAGAAUUUUCCUCCAUCGUCCUUUAUUCUCGCCCUGUCACAUAUGGGAGUGUCAGGUUUGAAAUCGUCAAAGUUGAAAUAGUUUGUGAUGCAUAAAAUGCAAGCCACAAAAUGCUUGUCUUGCUGAGUAGGAAAGGGAAGCAGAUUGCAAGCCUGUUGAGGGUACCAAUAGAGCUGCUAAAGUAGCAUGACAAAAGGCGUCCUCCUUACCCAAACAGCAUGACAAACUGGGCUUCGGCUCUUCCCAAAUUUGUCAUGUGCCACUUAGAAACUGGACACCAACGGGCACCCACUUUAUGCAUGGCAAAUCAUUUCAACUUUGUCCAUUUCAAUCCUGACAGUUCCAUAUCACACCGUCACCAACUCCUAUUGGCGCCGUCUUUGCUGGUCGUGAGCACAGCUGUACAACCAAUCUGCCUCCAAAUAAAAUCCCUAAUUCUACUUCAGUGACGUCAGAAGAACGCAACAACCCCGUUAUCGCCUCUAAAACUUAACUUUCAAAACAAAUCUUCUCAAGAAAAGUACGAGGAAGUAUCCUGCUAAACUAAAACGAAAACUUUUGAAAAGAACUCAGACCACCACAAAACAAAAAAAUGGCGCAGCCCGUCCGUUCAACCGUGGCCAUGCGGGCCCCCGUGAAGGACCGCGCGCAGAUGUUCCAGCAGGGCGCCUUCAACAAGGCGGCCCCGGGCGUCCGCGCCGGCUCCAUCGGUGGCGACGUGAGCGGCAAGGUGGGGCUGUACUCGCAGGAGCCCGAAGCCCCGGAGCCGAUCAUGCGCACCGGCCGGAUUCCGAACUUUUUCAAGCGGAUCUUUGGCAUGCAGAUGAGCUCGGAUGACCUGAAGAACAGCAUGCGUAUGUUAUUUCUUUCUUUAUUGUGGAAGAAUGAAGCAUGACUAUGAGAAACUGUAGAUCAUUGAAGUUGUGAUAGGACGUAUCAAUUUCUACAUCUGUGAAAUUAUCCACGAGAUGAGGCAUGAGAAAUUCGUGUUGCAGUUCUUGUUAUGCAAAAAUAAAAGCUACCGAAACCGACUACAGGCGCCGACGGAACGAUGAUGACGCAGGGGACUACCAUGUCUCUCCGAAGUGACGGCACAUCUGUCUACUCGGAAUACGAAUCUGGGUCCUUCAUCGGCGACUUGAUGUUGCUCUUCGCGCUGAUCAUAUGCAAUGUAAAUUUCCUGUACAUGUACAAAAUGCAUGACAAAUUUCGCUAAGUUGCAGUGUCCAACUUGUCAUGCUACACUAGGAUUGAAGGCAAGUUUUGUCUUGCAGAUACUGCAUUUGUACGUGUACAGGAAAUUUACUGUGGAUAGAUCAUGUUCGGAUUGACCAUCGUCGCUCUGCUGUUGGAGUCCGAUCCGACGGAACUGUAUUAUUUUGCUUUUGAUGUGUUGUUCUUGUUUGUUCACCUCCAAUGAACCCGGAGUUUGAUGUGUGUAUUUCAACACAACUAUGUUUGUGAUACUUUAGCUGAAGAUCAUGCACGGUCGUGGCCUAAUUGAAUCGUAAAGAAUCUUCUCGAUAAAAUGCCGAUCAACAUACCACAGGGUGAGCAACAUGGCUCUGGGUGCGGACACCGGGCCAGCGUUUUCCCUUCCGGAGAUCUCCAUGCCAGCGAUUUCCAUGCCCUCCAUCUCCCUGCCGUCCUUCGGUGGCGCCUGGAACCCAAACUUCCGGGUCAGCGCGGGCGACUUCAUGUACUUUCGCUAUCCAAUUUUCUUUCAGUUGAUCGGGAUGGUGUAAACCCGUUCUUCUUGCGAGGUGUGGUGAGCUUGCACUUGCGCUCGUGUAGUUUACGGACCUCCAAAGGGAUGUAACUGUAAUUGGGAGGAGGGAAAAGUAUUUUACAAUGGGCGACGAGAAGGUGAGAACUACAAUUAGUAGAGUUUUGAAUACUUUGUUACUUGUCUUACGUUUUUUACACACGAAAUCGAAACAACUUUUGAUCAUUGUAUACUCUUUCACAAGAUUUGUAUGAUAUCAAUACCGCGUCAGUAGGACCAUCUGAUUUGUACUUUCCAUACAUUUUGCAAUUCUGCUUUUUUUUGUACACUAAACUACUCAAUAAAGACCCCAACCAAACGCAGUAUGUGAGAAAAAACUCCAGCUAUGACAGAGGUCCUUCUAGUUAUAGUAACUGGCCGUGGAGGAGGCGAUGCGGAAAUAUUUCAAAAUUUGAGAUGUUGCUGCACCGGAAUUAUGCGAUAGUAAAGACGCCAGGCAUAGUUAUAUCUAGAGACAACAUUUGUCACCAAUUGGUCUAUACCAAAAACCCAGAAGUACUAUGGUAAUCUGUUGAAAAACAAGAGGACUCGUGGUCGAGCGCUUGAAAUGAAUCCCGUACGACUUGCCACCUGCCGACAUGGCAGUGCGACAAAUGAGUAGAUGUCCUCGGCAUGAUGGGAGAUGACAUGGGACGAUGAAGCCAGAGAUUGUAGUACGAUCACGACGAAUUUACCAACAAACGACUUGAAUUGUUUUCAAGAAACCAAAGAACUCGAGAUGCAAAUGUCAGACCCACAAGAUUAACCAAGAGCCACUGCAUCAUUCGCAGCG
This is a messenger RNA of Amoebophrya sp. A120, 2993 nucleotides long. The record is from the annotation of a GenBank genome assembly. Lineage: Eukaryota; Dinophyceae; Syndiniales; Amoebophryaceae.